Molecule: messenger RNA, 1203 nt
Organism: Ophidiomyces ophidiicola
Lineage: Eukaryota; Fungi; Ascomycota; Eurotiomycetes; Onygenales; Onygenaceae
Exons: 3
Coding region: 1-1203 (400 amino acids)
Biological process (GO): macroautophagy
Cellular component (GO): fungal-type vacuole membrane
Source: RefSeq, a predicted model, not a curated record
AUGAAGCUCAGACAUGUCGUGGCUGCGGCCACCUUCGCUAGCGAGGGUUUAGCUCUCAAUUUCUCUGAGACAAUUUCAGAUAUUCCCGAGCUAUCCAAUAUGGCGGCUUUCAUUUCGCAAAAUUCCUCGCUUCAAUCUGCGUUCGACACCCCUAAAAAUAUUACAGUUCUUGCACCUAAUAAUGAUGCGUUUAACGAUUUGGUUGGCACUCAAUCAAAUGGAUCUGCGCCCUUAGGGAAUUCGUCUCUAAUCACAGGGAUCCUUAAGUAUCAUGUUCUUAAGGGAGUAUAUAACGAGAGCAACUUCAAGAAUAAUGACCAAUUUAUCCCCACCCUUUUGGACGAUUCCACGUUUGCCAAUGUCUCUAACGGCCAAGUCGUUCGCAUUUCUCGACGUGAUAAUUCCAUUCAUUGCAUUACUGGACUUAACGACGACGUCCAAUUCGUAAACCAGACCCGCUCGUUCGACAAUGGAGUGGUCCAUGUUAUCAAUGGAGUUUUAACGCUCCCUCAGUCCGUUACAACGACUGCAACUUUUGCCAACCUGCGUGCCUUCACUGGCGCUGUAACAAACGGCAGUGUCUCUGAUGAUGUGAAUGGCGCAAAGGACGUCACUGUGUUUGCCCCGAACGAUGAAGGAUUUGUUCGAGUUGGCUCUGUCUUCUCGAACAUUUCGACCCAGAAUCUUGGCCGUAUUGCACAAUAUCACGUUGUCCAAGGAAAUGUUAUCUACUCGACAGAAAUGAAGAAUGAGACCUUGCCGACCGAGGCAGGAAAAGAUCUCCACCUGACCGUGGUCAAUGGCACCGCAUUUGUGAAUUCCGCUAAGGUUCUAUCGUCGGAUCUCCUAACAAACAACGGAGUUCUCCAUAUUAUAUCAGAUGUUCUAAACCCAGAGAACCCGGAUAUCAAGCCAGACCCCAAAGCCAACGACCAGCCUAUUGCCUUCGCCGGUGCAUCCUCUUCCCAGGUUGACUCAUUAACCAGUGGACAGCCGAGCCCAACUUCCACCGGGUCUAUAGAACCAUCUAAAUCCGUUGGCACCGGCGGCGGCGGCGGCGGCGGAGGUGGAGGUGGAGGUGGAACAGGGGGAACCACAACCACAACCGCUUCGCCAACAAAGGGUGUUGCUGCAGCUUUAGAGACCGCCAACGCACAUAUGGCAGCGGCUGUGGCACUUGGUGCUGCUCUGUUGAAUAUAUAA